AUGGCCCUGUCCUUCCUCGCUAUGAAUCUCUGGGAGAUGGUCGUCCGUUGCAGUCCGACGUUCAUCUACAUGGCCACGUGGACGGCGCUCAUAACCGUGACGGUGGCGGUGGCGGCUUUCUCUCCGGAGUUGGCGUUCGUAUGGGCGGUGUCGCCGUCGUCGUCCUUCGCGCUGGGUUGCGGGGGCGUCGGUGGCGCCGUGAGGCUCCCACUGGAAGGGCCACCAGGGGAGGUGGUGUGCGUGCCCGUCCACCUGUUCGGCCGCUCCAAGGCCGAUUUCAUAAUCCCUCCACUCUUCGCCGCCUUGGUCGUCGCCAGCUCCAUUUGCUUCACCUGGGCUGUCGGGCUGUGGGAGGCCGAAGAAGAGACGCUCAGCUAG
Elaeis guineensis (African oil palm) is the source of this 378-nucleotide messenger RNA. NCBI's taxonomy places the organism in Eukaryota, Viridiplantae, Streptophyta, Magnoliopsida, Arecales, Arecaceae. The record is from RefSeq and is a predicted model, not a curated record.